This is a messenger RNA of Vidua chalybeata, 1214 nucleotides long. It is a transcript of the gene DUSP14, whose product is annotated as dual specificity phosphatase 14. Gene Ontology annotation, cellular component: cytoplasm. The transcript is spliced from 3 exons. Gene Ontology annotation, molecular function: MAP kinase tyrosine/serine/threonine phosphatase activity. Gene Ontology annotation, biological process: protein dephosphorylation. Lineage: Eukaryota; Metazoa; Chordata; Aves; Passeriformes; Viduidae. Bases 392 to 988 code for a protein of 198 amino acids. The record is from RefSeq and is a predicted model, not a curated record.
GGGGGCCGGGCCGGGCCGCCCCCCGUAGCCUGGUAACGGCGGCUCUGCGGGCGGGGGCGGCCCCGGCAGCCGCGGUCAGGUGGCACCGCCGAGACGGAGCCGGCCGAGCACGAUAAAAGUCCCGGCCCGCCGCCGCCACGGCCGCGAGGGAGCGCGGAGCCGCCGCCCGGGAGCCAUGCUCAGCGUUGGACACACUCUCUGAGCCAUCCCAGCCUCAGCAGCCCAGAGCACCGCGGUGCCGUCCGUGACUUAGAGCAGGACUUUUUACUAAGUUGACUAAGCAGUGGGAGCUCUCGCUGUCCUGCCGCCACCAGGCCAGACAAUCCCUCCCUUGGCUGCAGAUCCCCUUGGCUCUCUUCCCAUAAUGGAAGCCUGAGUGCCAAGAUCCUCCAUGACCUCCAGAAGCCACAACUCCCUGCCGAGAACUCUGAUGGCUCCGCGAAUGCUCUCCGAAGGUGCCCUGGGGGGCAUCGCCCAGAUCACGCCCUCGCUGUACCUGAGCCGGGGCAGCGUCGCCUCCAACCGGCACCUGCUGCUGUCCCGGGGCAUCACCUGCAUCAUCAACGCCACCAUCGAGAUCCCCAACUUCAACUGGCCCCAGUUUGAGUACGUGAAAGUGCCUUUGGCUGACAUGCCCAACGCCCCCAUCUCGCUGUACUUCGACAGCGUGGCCGACAAGAUCCACAGCGUGGCGCGGAAGCACGGCGCCACGCUGGUGCACUGCGCCGCCGGCGUCAGCAGGUCGGCCACGCUCUGCAUCGCCUUCCUCAUGAAGUACCACAAGGUCUCCCUCUUCGAGGCCUACAACUGGGUCAAGUCGCGGCGCCCCGUGAUCCGGCCCAACGUGGGCUUCUGGAGGCAGCUGAUAGACUACGAGAGGAAGCUCUUUGGGAAGACCACGGUUAAAAUGGUACAGACACCCUAUGGCAUCAUCCCAGACGUUUACGAGAGAGAGAGGAGACCCCUGAUGCCUUACUGGGGAAUUUAACGGGACUGCAGACGGGAAGCACAACAGAAGGGACGCGCUGUUCCUGGAGACGUUCCCUUCUCCUUCCACGGCCAACUUUGGUUCUUUACCAUACAGCAGAACCUCAGUUCUCACCUCACUAACCUGCAAGGCCAACGAUUCCCUUCAAAGCAUUUUUCUCAAUGGGGAUUUCCCAUCUGCAUCUCUGAUUUAGCAAAACCAAGUCUCAUUAUAAGUUUAUUCCUUC